CAAAUGUCAAUGUCAUACAAAGAAAAUUGCGUCGCUCGCCCGCUCGUCUGAAAUGUGAUUAUUGUGGAUUUUGUUCCAGAAAAAUGUUCAACAAAGUUUUACAACGAGCUUUUAGGUUCCGUAUAAAGAAAAGUUAUCCCACAAAUAUUUACGAUCUGAAUCGAGGGUCUACUAUAGCCGUGCGCAGGCCUUAUUCCGACGAAGUGAGAAGAGCGCAAGCGCAAAGCGUCGCUGCGCCUGGGCCGACGAUUUUCGACAAAAUCAUUUCAAAAGAGAUCAAAGCUGAUAUUAUUUACGAAGACGAUCAUUGUUUGGCCUUCAAUGAUAUAUCUCCGCAAGCUCCGGUCCACUUUUUGGUGAUUCCGAAGCGCAGAAUCGCUAGACUUCAAGAUUCGGAGGAUAACGACAAGGAGAUACUUGGCCAUCUGUUACUAGUGGCCCGUUCUCUGGGCUCCCAGCGAGCCCCGUCCGGCUGGAGGCUCGUGAUUAACAAUGGUCGAGAUGGAGCACAGUCCGUGUAUCAUCUACACAUCCAUGUAAUGGGAGGCAGACAGAUGGGGUGGCCACCAGGCUAAUAGGUGAAAAGACCAAUCUUACACGUCCUUAAUCACAUGAUGUUUUUUUUUUGCAUUUUUGACACCCCCCCCUCACCCCUCGGUGAUACAUGGCGACGAUUUAAGACUAACCCCCCAGAAUCAGGUGUAUUUUUCAGUAAUUACAAAUAAAUUAUAUUAUAAACUACUAGCUCCGCUCCGGGGAUUCGCUCCCGUGGGAAAUUCGGGAUAAAAGUAGCAUAUGUGUUAUUCUAGUUUAUUUUCUACCCGUGUACCAAAUUUCAUAACAAUCGGUCCAUUAGAUAACAAACUUACUUUCGCAUUUAUAAUAUUGAUUGGGAUCUUUAAAUAAAGGCAUAUCGCAUAUACGCUUUUCAGUUUACAAAUCACACGUUUCGGCGCGCGAUAUCUUAGUAUACCCCCACCCACCCUUUGAUAUUUCGUGAUAUUUGUUAAACCCUUUCAUGCGUCACGCGAUUAAUGGACGUGUUUUAAUUUCAACGGGUCACCAAGUCUCCUAGGUUCCUCAUAACAGUCAUCCAAAGAUUUCCCUUGAAGGAUGGGUUGCACCGUCUUUGACAUUAACUUUAACGUGCAUUUUGUCUAAACGUCAGCGGCGGCGCAACUCACCCAAAUUAUUAGCACUGUUUCAUUUGACAUGAUUCAAAAGAGGGCAAACAGGAAGACACAUAAAAAGAAAGUGCAAGGGAAAAUGCACUCUACAUUUUUUAAACAUUAUUUAUUUAAAACUAAGUCUACCGCCGACUUCCAAAGCGCAGGUGAAGCAGAAGCGGCGCAACAAACCCCUUCAGUUCACUGCAUCCCUUUCUGUAUGUCGGUCGGAUACAACUAAAUUUGAUAUGUUUAUUGGGUCCCAUUGCUUCGUUGCGCUCUGCUUCAAUUGCGCCGUUGAUGUGUAUAGGUUUUGACGUUGUAACUUAAUACAAUUUCUAUGUUGUUAUUCUUGAUUCGUCAAACGUAACGUAGAACGACUGGCCUGGCUCUUAAAUCUGCUUCCAGAAGUAGCAAAUUUACUCAGUUUUGAGACAUUGUCAAGUUUUUUUUAUGGUUUUUCUUUUCGUGAACAUUUUUCAUGUUUUUAAUUUUUCCUAAAUUAGACACAAGUUGAUAUUAAAUAUAUUUUUUUCUCUACUUACAGUCAGCUCAUCCAAAUAAUACAAUAAGUAUAUUACAUAAUUUUAAAAAAUACGUUUUUUCGUACGUAGCCAGUGAAAAAGUCCAAAAUUUAAUUGCUCAAUUGUCCCAAAAAAUAUUGAAUAAGAUAUUUAUUUUUAACAUUCCCUAAACUUUUUUUUUACGCUAAAAGCUAUGGUAUGUAUUUUUUGUUUUGCCAAAAAGAUAUUUUACCAAAUAUAUGUGCCAUUUAAUAACACUGAAAAUAUAUCCAAAAUCCUAUCUUGACUAUUUAUUUAUAGCCAUGUUAUAGGAUGUAUCAAUUAGUAUUUUUAAUUAUUAAGCAUAAAUUAAUUUUAAAUUACAGGAGAAGAAAUCACAAAAAUAUUUGUAUUGCAUGAAGAUUUUUUUUUCAAAUAUAUUUACAACACAAAAAAUUAAAAAAGAAAUAAAUUACAGCAUUAACAAAACUAAAAUUUAAAUUGUAAAUAUCUACAAAUUAAAUAAUUCUUCGAGCGUGUCUAAUCGAGGUAGGAUACCAAGAAUGCUGCAUUUCCUCGCUGAGUGCGGAAGCUUUUGGUUCUGGAGACUCGUUGCCUCGAUCAAACACGCCGACAAGUCUUUGAAUUUUAUGUCAAUUUAUAUUCAGUGUCAUAUUAAAUGCCAUUGAUAGAUUAGUUAUGAUUUUAGUGCAAUAAUUUUUGGCCAAAUCGUUUUAAGUUAGAAUAAGAAUCAAAAUAUAUUUAUUGGUAUGUAAUUUUACUUGAGCAAAUAAUGUUGUCCAAUAUUUCAGUUCAUUUCUGUUUUUAUCUUUGAAAAUAUUCACCAUAUUAUUUGGAUAGAUACAGAAAUGCCAAUAUAUAAUAUUUGCGGAAUGAUUUUUAUCAAUUUCAAAUCUUGAAAAUGACACAAAUAUAACGAAUCUUGCCUAAUAAUGCAAUUGAUGCAUUUCGUAAACUUAUGUAUUUCGAUUUGUCAAAUUUUAAUACAAAUUAUUAAACAAAGUGAAGAAAAAUUUUGGCGUUGUGUCCUGUUGGCUGGCAACACUUGGCUGCAAUACCUACAGUAUUGCAAUGACUAAAAAUGUAGUUCGUUAAAAAUGUUUUACACAUUAUUGACAGACUAUGCGAUAUAUGGUUUAUUUUAUAUACGGUUAAAUGUUAAAAGCCAGUAAUGUUGUUAUAGUUACGGUAGUUAUGGAGGUCACAAAGGAAAAGUGCCACAGUUUGGAGCUGUUAACACACGGACCGUUUGGCAUGUUUUCAAUCAUUCACACAAUCUCAGAAAUAAAACAAAAAUCUCGUAUAUGGAAAUCAUAAUGAACACUAGUAUUAGUUACAUAGUGAUACUUAAUAGUCAAGAUAAAUUUAAAAUUUAUACCGGCGAAUAUGAAACGUAAAAUAUUUUUAAAUAAUUGUUUUACGGUAAACAAAACAUGCGGUUUUUUUUUCUUCUGAAAAUUGCGUUUUAAUAUUUGGUAGGUCCGAAGACCUGUUAAUAACCAAUCGGUGCAUAUGAAUCGUUUGUAUAUUGUGUCUCGAUUCUGUGCGAUCGAGGGAUAUUAAAACUGUUUAUCUUUUUUAAACGUAGUAAUGCCUAUUUAUAUAUGUCGAGGUUUUAGUAUUUUCACAUUUUUUUAUCAAUUUGUAUGACAGAAAGAUACUCAUAUACCACUUAUAAUAUUAAUCCAUUAACAGGACCUACCUCACUAAUAAAUCUUUAAAAUCUCUUACAAUCUAGAGAUAAGUGUAAAUUAAGAAUAAUUAAAAAUUAUAUAACCGAAUUAGCAUUUGUCGUAUCAUAUCCGUUUUGAAUUUUACAAAAAGACUUGUAUAAUAUAUAUUUUUUUAAUUAGAUUUUUAUUAUGAAAAUAGACUUAUGUCAGUAAUUCACAUACAUUAAGUAAUGCGAAAUUACAAGUAUUUAUUUUUUAUUUGUAAAAAAAAAUAACUGUCACAAAAUAACAUAUAAUAGAAAUUUUCAAAUUUUAUUUCAAAUAUAUUUUUUGACCGAACCAUUAUCUCUAGCUUGUAAGAAGUGUCUAGAAUCUCAGGAUUUUAGUUUAAUUAAAUAAAAUCUAGUCAAACUUAGUCCGCGUUGAUUGUACAGCAACAAACUGUGGUGUUAGCAUAGGGGAAUACGACGAGGACGUACAGAAAAAUAUAUCAUUACACAAUUAAUUUAUGAUUUGUUAUCAGAUUUUGAAAAUUCCUAACCUUAAAAUACUUUUUUUUAAUUUUUCCUUUCGAUAUGAUUACUGUAACAAUUAGAAAUUACCGUUUUAAAAAUUUUGGAAAACAAUCUAAAUUUAAGUGGAAUAUAAAACAUUUUGUAUAAAAAGUCGCGUAUUCCUGUACAGAUUACAGAAUGGUACAAUGCUUGUUUUUAUUAUUUUAUUAAUUUAGUUAUUACUUUUUACUGUUACUUAUUUUUUGCAUUGGAGUAGAAAUAUAAUUUGAUUCGAUUUAUAUUAAUUACUUGUUAAUAUUUCAAAAUUUUGUCAAUUUUAACAAUUAAUUUAUAUAAAAAAUGAACAUUUCAUUGUAGGUAUUACAAUGUAAAAAAAUAUAUACUUUUCAAUUUUUAUUUUAAAUGUAGUAUAUGGUUGUGGGCACGUCGUGUGUGUUAGUUUGUUUAAAUUUAACGUUUAAACUCACUUUAACAAACAACGAUGUUAACUGUUGUUUAGAAUUUAGCCUGUGUUUAAAUUCUGUAACCAAAGGUUUUAUUAAAUGGUUUUAUUAUUGGUUA
This is a messenger RNA of Plodia interpunctella (Indianmeal moth), 4439 nucleotides long. Its product is annotated as adenosine 5'-monophosphoramidase HINT1-like. The coding region runs from base 84 to 575 and encodes 163 amino acids. The transcript is spliced from 2 exons. Lineage: Eukaryota; Metazoa; Arthropoda; Insecta; Lepidoptera; Pyralidae. Gene Ontology annotation, cellular component: cytoplasm. The record is from RefSeq and is a predicted model, not a curated record. Gene Ontology annotation, molecular function: hydrolase activity.